Messenger RNA from Poeciliopsis prolifica (blackstripe livebearer), 1117 nucleotides. RefSeq lists its product as uncharacterized. Bases 125 to 1099 code for a protein of 324 amino acids. The transcript is spliced from 2 exons. The record is from RefSeq and is a predicted model, not a curated record. Lineage: Eukaryota; Metazoa; Chordata; Actinopteri; Cyprinodontiformes; Poeciliidae.
UAGCUAUGACCUCAUCAAUGACUUAGAUCUAUGACAUAGUUCUAUGUCAUAGAUCUAAGAACCUCUGAGGCUAUAAAAACUUGCAUCUCAAAACCUCAGUUUUCAGUUGCAAUUCUGUUUAGCCAUGUCUUUGGAUCUGAAAGCGAUUGGAACGACAUUUUUCUUUCCUGUGUCUUUUGGGCUUGGUUAUUUGGCCAGCACAGCCAUCAGGAAAACAUUGAAUGUUAUCCUGCCAAACCUACAAUUUGGAAUGCCAUCUAAGGAUGAGGACCUGGAUGUCUUUGAUUCCUUCCUCUUCAAUCCUUCUCCGGCUGGAGAAGAGAGUGACGAGGAUAGACUUCCCUACCAGGAAGAGUGGCCGGAUGAUUUCAAUUCUUUUCUCUUCAAUCCUUCUCCGGCUGGAGAGGAUUGCUCAGAGGAUAAUCAUCCCUCUGCACAAUGGAUGGAUGAUUAUGAUGUGAUAGAUGCCUAUCUUUUCAGGCCUCCUCCACCUGCGACGCAAACUUCUCCGGCUGGAGAAGUUUGCGUCGCUUCAACCAAAGAUGAAGCGAAAAUCAUCAGUGUGGAAGAGACUCCUCAGCUAGGAGUCUCUGAUCUAAACAAAGAAAAGCUGGAAGAGCCGACCUCUUCAAGAAAAGAUGAAGUGAAAGAUAUCAGUGUGGAAGAGACUCCUCAGCCAGGAGUCUCUGAACUAAACAAGGAAAAGCCGGAAGAGCCGACGUCUGCAACAAAAGAGGACGUAAAAGACAUCGGCGUGGAAGAGACUCCUCAGCCAGGAGUCUCUGAACUAAACAAGGAAAAGCCAGAAGAGCCGACAUCUUCAACAAAGGAGGACGUAAAAGACAUCGAUGUGGAAGAUGUAAACAAAGAGAAGCCUAAAGAGCAGAAAGCUUCUCCUCCAUCAAAAAGAGCCCUAGAAGAUUGGACUCAAAAGGAUUCUUUUAGUUUUCUUCCAAAACAAACUUCCCCGGCUGGGGAAGCUUUGAAGAUUAGGAGGUUUUCACCUCUACCUCCCCCACCACCUGUGGAAAUUUGGGAUGAUAAGAAGGCAGUGAAGAGAAGAUACCUACAAGAGACAGAGGAGGUUCCUUUCACCUGAACCUAAACCUAAACAGAG